CCCUGACAAACGUCAUCACGUUGACUGUCAAAAUACGGAAGUGUGUAGCUGGACAUGAGUGUUGUGCCGUGUGUUGUGUGUUCCCCUUGUGUUGGAUGUGCCUGACUCUGCAAUGUCAGUUAAGCCCGAAGAGGAGCUGAAGAAGGAAUGGGAAAGAGAGCAGGCCGAGCUGAAGGAGAUGCUCCAGGUGGGGGACACUGAGGACUGGCAGAGGAGCCCCGGCUUCGCUGGGCUGGAGCGUGUCGGAGGAGUGGACCUGUCCUUCAUCAAAGGGGACGAUGUUAACGCCUGCGCACAGCUGGUCGUCCUCAGCUACCCAGACAUGAAGCUGCUCUACCAGGACAGUCAGAUGGUGGCCCUGGAUGCUCCGUACGUGGCCGGCUUCCUGGCCUUCCGGGAGACGCCCUCGCUGCUCCAGGCCCUGAGGAGGCUGGAGGAGACCCAGCCCACUCUGAUGCCACAGGUGGUGUUUGUUGAUGGCAAUGGGCUCUUCCAUUACAGAGAGUUUGGCCUGGCCUGUCACCUGGGGGUGCUCUCAGACCUGCCCUGUGUCGGAGUGGCCAAAAACCUGCUGCAGGUCCAGGGGGUGGUCCGGGACGAGGAACACCUUUCUCAGAUCAAUGUGCUGCAGAAAGGAGGAGACACCUUCUCCCUGACCUCAGAAUCAGGACGAGUGCUGGGGAAGGCCCUGCGCAGCUCCGACUCGAGCACCAAACCCGUGUAUGUGUCGGUGGGCCAUCGCAUCAGUCUAGACACGGCCGUGCGUCUCACCCAUGCCUGCUGCCGUUACCGCGUGCCAGAGCCCAUCAGACAGGCUGACAUGCUCUCUAGAGAGUACCUGCGCAAACACUUCCCCUCUGCAGGCUCACAGACGCAGGAUGGAGGACAACGGUGACCUUGGGGAGGAAUCAGCCAGCGAGAUCGUCCACAGCAACACUGGGCCCAGCGGAGCAGUCUCUACACCAUGCCCCCGGUGACGGAGUGCGUGUGUGUGUCCUUGUGUGUGUGUACAUGUACUGUUUUUUCACCACCCCUGCAUUCAUCUGAACAGACUUGUAUUGAUUUUUUUAAUAUAAAUGUGUGGUGCAGAAUUUAUUAAAAACAGAUUUUAGAGUGAAAUUUA
This is a messenger RNA of Clupea harengus (Atlantic herring), 1123 nucleotides long. RefSeq names its product endonuclease V. Gene Ontology annotation, molecular function: 2-oxoglutarate-dependent dioxygenase activity; methyltransferase activity; RNA endonuclease activity producing 5'-phosphomonoesters, hydrolytic mechanism. Gene Ontology annotation, cellular component: nucleolus; cytoplasm. NCBI's taxonomy places the organism in Eukaryota, Metazoa, Chordata, Actinopteri, Clupeiformes, Clupeidae. Gene Ontology annotation, biological process: DNA repair. The record is from RefSeq and is a predicted model, not a curated record.